AUGCAGAAGAAGCUGUGCCCUGCUGUGAAAGAUUGUGAAUACAUAGGUGUUGACUCGCAAAAGUUCUACACCUUGCAGAACAGAAAAAAGAAGAAAGAAUAUUUCUCAGGCUCCCUCGACCGCCGCACUAAACGAAAAAACUCGUUAGAACUUAUACCACCGAAGAAACCACCACGAACCUUUACCUCGAAAUACUCUCAAAAAUCGUCCAUAUUCGACAUAUUCAAAAGAGAAAAACCACCAGCUCCAAAAAAAUCUAACUUACGUCGAAGUACCAGUGAUGUCUCUAACAAAAGUACAAACAUUAACAUACAGAGCGAUAGUAAGUUUAGAAAACGUUCUGGCAGUGAUAGCGAGGAAUUUCUAAAACGGAGAAAAGAGAAGAAGCAACUUUCUCCUAUAAUAGAAGUAACGCAACGGGAGGACUAUUUUUCAGCCCCAGAGCUAGAUUAUUCCGAGAAAGAAAGUAUACAAAACAAGGAAAACUUAGAACCCAAAAGUUUUGUUAGAAAGAAGAAAAAAGAAAGUAUUACAGAACAAUUAAAACAGUUUAUAGAUGAAGUAGAUGAAGAAUUAUACAAAGAAACUGGUAUACGUGUUCCUCCGCCAGAAGAACAGAAACCACCUCAGCCCAUAAUAAUUGAUGUAGAAAAAGCCCAGCAAAUUUCUAAUAAAGAAAAGAAAUUUAAACACUCACUUCUUGCCAGAAAGAUAAAAUCAAUCACUAAUAAAAAGAAACAAACAAAUGAUAAGAAAACAACUAAAAAGCAAGUUAAUGAAAAAAAUAAACAAUCAAAAUUAUCCGAGAAAAAGGAUUAUGUAAAGCAAGCAGAACCUUCCGUUCAAUUUGAAACUAGUCAAGGAACAAGAAUAAAAGAAACAAUCGAACACUUAGGGAAUCCCAAAGAUUCUCCCAAGAUGAUUCACAGCAGCCAAAUGCCAGCUGAGAAGCUGCCUUUGACAAAAGGACGAACAGUAAAUUCAUUAAUAAAAAGGUUAAGUACUGAAUCCACCUCACCCCCUCCCUUAAAAACCAAUAUUCUCAUUACACCUCACGCUUCAGUACAGCACAAUAAUAAUCAACCUUUUUCGUAUACAGGGGGCUUAAGUCCUGACAAGUUUAAUGAAACAUCGCCUACACCUGGAAGCCCCAUAAUAUAUGCACAAGUGGUAUGUGGUAACAACGGCAACGGUACUUCAAAGCAAACCGUACACACCAGCUAUAGUAACGGUAGGAAACAUACACAUUCAGACUCAGAUGAGGGUUUAGGAGGUGAGGAACAUUUGGCCUUCAAAACAAUAACACGUUUUGGAGAUGACUAUGAUGAAGUCGACAAAAUUGACGAAGAAAGUCCAAUCAAGCCCAAAUUUAGGAACCCAGCCUACCUCAAUGGAUAUUCAAGCUACGAACGUAAAGAAGUGUCUAACGUUAAAUACAUAGACUCUUCAGCUAGAGGCCGUGGGGACGGAAUGGACUCUAAAAGAAGGGAAAGCCUCACAGAACCACAUGAAACUACUUUUACCUCCACUACCAUGUUAAAUAGUCGUAGUGAUUUAUCUGCUAGAAGAGACCAGUUAGAAUCUAGAAUAAAUCGUAGAGUUAAUGACAAUUCCAUCCGUACCUCUCCUGAAUACCUAAAGAAUCCUUAUCCGACAAACGUCUAUGUAACCGAAACUACUUCUAAGCACUAUAAAAGUGGAUCUUCUAGUCCAGUAGGCUACACGGAAAAGUAUUCGUCUGAAACGAUGACAGACAAGCAUGGAAAACCUCACACAAAAGAAUCAAGGACUGUACAGUACUUCGGAAAUGAACACAAAGAGCGACUGGAAUAUGAAAAUAGGGCAAGACCAAAUGGAUACCAAUAUAACGGUUUUGAUAAUGAGCCCAAAAGCUUUGACUCGCAAAUAAGUUCCUCGCCCGAAAAUAGACGAUAUGAAACUAGUCACAGUUACAAAAAAGAUGAAUAUAGAACAUUCCACAAAUCAACUCCAGACAUUUACAGAUCUCAUCAAGAUUCCUUACAAAGAGAAAAUGUAGAAAGAAGAACAGGUUCUUCUAAUUACAGAUCUGAGUAUUUUGAAGAUAGUGACAGAAGGGAAAGAUUCGCAGAUUCUGGUAUCGAAAAUGAUUUCAGAAGAGAUUCGAGAGAUAACUUUAGAUCAAGACCCCGACAUAGAAGAGACUACUGUAACGAAAGUGAAGAUGAGGGUUUUGCCAGUUCGCUACUCAUUGCCAGUGAAAGGCAGCACACAGAAGAUAAUAUUAACAAUAGAAAGAGACGCGAUUAUGACUCUGAUCGGGCAGUCUCAAGAGAAGACGAUCCGUAUAGACACAUAGAAACUAUGGACUAUAAGAGUAAGGUUAGAUCUAACGAUUACGUACCCAGAGAGAGGAGUAUCGACGAUGGUUCGCAUUAUGAUCCUAGAAUUGAUAAAGAUGUUGAAAUAUAUACAGUGAGAAGGAAUGAAAAGAAACCACCGAAGCCAGAAAAGAAGAGUGGUCUAGACAAGGUGAAGUCACUUUUUAGCAGAGAUACUAAAAAGAAGAAAGAGAAGGUCCCUAUGGUGCGAGAAGAAAGCCUGAGAGCUAGAUACGUAGAGUACAAAGGAAGAAAUCCUGUCGAACCUAAAUUUAAGAAACAAGAAGUCAACAGUCAAACUACCUACGACAGACGACGUUUGUCAUCACCAAGUCCGAGUCCGACACGCGAACAACAAAGAAAUGUCAAAUCCGAAUCAACACACGGAAGUUGGUUUAAAUCCUUGGAUCGAUUGUCACGAAAAAAAUCGAAAAAGGGUGAAAAGGAUGCCAACUUUACCAGCGGAACCGAAGAAGACACUCCCACAAAACCCACGAAAAAUCUCCGAUUUUUCGGAGACACCGACCAAGAAUCGAACGAUAGUAUACGUCACAAAACUUCUACCAAAACUCGUUCAGGAAUACCAUCCAGAGCCAGAAGUCAGUCCACACGGGAGCUUCACAACAUUUCAGAGGAAUUCAAGUCGCCUAGAAAUAACUACAAGUCUAUGACUAAUGUCUCUGAGUCCGAAAAAGAGACGAAAGAAUCCAGAAGAAGUUUGAAGCCACCUAUGUCGCCGAACCAUCGAGCUCCAUCUAGAGAAACUUCACGGCAUGACAAAGAGAGAAGCAGGAGGAGAAAGAAUGAAGUUAGCUCGGUGGAAAGUUCCACGGAAGGCGACAGCAGCCAACAGUCGCAAAGAAGUAUCGUCUAUUUGCAUGCUGCUACAGUUGGUGAUAUUCCAGGACCUGGAUAUUUAAAAAAUGGACGGAGGGCCGCUUCAAGAGAAGAAUUGGCCUCUAAUGGACCAAAAGUUCAACAGGUUAAAACUCUAAGCCGAUCAUUUUCAGUUCUAGCCCCUUGGAAACCACGAAACCCUAGAGAUGUGGAUAUCGACUACAGCCAAUACCCGAAAAAUGGUAAAAAUGGAAAAUAUGAACAAAAAAUCUCAAAAACACCUACCCCUCGAAAAGACAGUUCAUCAACACUUAAAAAGAAAGCCCAAGAGUCUCGAAAGAACUAUACUAGUUCAAAUGGAUCUCAUGGUUCGAACGGUUCGACUUUAUUAAAACUGUCGAAAUCAAAAGAAAAUUUAUCUUCACAGACACUAAGAAGAUCUAAAGAAAAUCUUUCCAAAGGUCUAACUCGACUUUAUACAAGAAAAAAGACCGGUAUCCUAAUGAAAAUUCUAGAUACACUCGAGAAAAAGAUGAAAAGAAGAUGGCUUCCAAGAGUCUUUCCGUUGAAUCGCUAG
Messenger RNA from Diabrotica balteata, 3774 nucleotides. The record is from the annotation of a GenBank genome assembly. Lineage: Eukaryota; Metazoa; Arthropoda; Insecta; Coleoptera; Chrysomelidae.